GGCUUUCAUCACCCUCCCUCACACUUCAAAUCCGGUGGGUCGCUGUGCCUUUUCACCCCUUCGCUCUGUCUUCAAAUGGAAAUCAUUUCUAUUGGCUCAAGGUGUCCAUGUAAAUAGGUGUAAAUGAAUCCAGAUUAUGCCUUUGCUUUCUCCUCCGAGCGAGUAGCCCCCCUCCUCCUCUCCACCCAAGGCGAUUGUCAUGUGAUAGCGAAGAAGUGGCACAUUAAUGAAGCGGCUCUACGGGGGUCUUUUCUCCUGUCAUCACAUUAAACUAUCACACGGUUCGGGGAAGGACAUGGAAAUAGCAGCUACUUAGCUCUGCUCAUCACAACAAGGGCCACAACAUAUCAGGAACCAUUCAGAGAGUCGUGGUGUGUGUGUGUGUGUGGGGGGGAAGGAGAAGCUUAUUGCUGCUUGCUUAACUAAAGAUAGCGCAUCAUAUAGGCCAUCUGAAGGGAGAGAACGAGACUGUUUUCAUAGGACGGCUGUUUUCAAGACCCACAGCCCAUAAGCGCUGAGUGAACAGUCCACGGAGGAAACAGACAGUGAGUUGCGUUGCUGAAUUUCAUGCAUCUUGGGGAACUUUCAGUAACUUUUAAGCGCGGGGAUAUUGCAGUUGUUUUUUUGUUUGUACUUUGCGUUAUAAAGACAAUCUAUGCGGCGAAUGUAUGGAGUUUUACGCGUUCGUAAUGUUGUUUUGAACAGUUGUUUUGAACAACCCGUCCUAGAGUGAUACUUCAAGGAGUGUAGGACAACGUUCCAUUUCUCCUGUUUGUCCGAGAAAAACUGGAAGAACUGUAGUCUGACGCGCCAUUCAGCAUAGUAUUUAGACAGAAAGUCCAACAGAAUGCCUCGUCCGGGGAGAAACACGUAUAGCGACCAGAAACCUCCCUAUUCCUACAUCUCCCUGACCGCCAUGGCUAUCCAGUCCUGCCCGGAGAAGAUGCUCCCGCUCAGCGAGAUCUACAAGUUCAUCAUGGACAGGUUCCCUUACUACCGAGAGAACACCCAGCGGUGGCAGAACUCCUUACGACACAACCUCUCUUUCAACGACUGUUUUAUUAAAAUCCCCAGGCGGCCGGACCAGCCGGGUAAAGGGAGUUUCUGGGCUCUCCAUCCCAGCUGCGGGGACAUGUUCGAGAACGGAAGUUUCUUGCGGCGUCGUAAACGCUUCAAGUUGAUGAUGAUGGCGUCCGAGCAUCUGGCGCAAAGCAAGCCGUCGGACGCUGCCCACUAUCUCCAACAACAAGCCAAACUCCGACUGAGCGCGCUGGCUGCUUCCGGCACACAUCUCCCGCAAAUGUCCGGUUACAACAUAGGAGUCUCUCACCAACCGUCAACUUUCAAACACCCGUUCGCCAUCGAGAACAUAAUCGCCAGAGAGUAUAAAAUGCCAGGCGGACUGGCCUUCUCCACCAUGCAGUCUAUGUCUGCUGGCUACCCGCUGCACAACCAGCUCACCACGGCCUGGCCUCAUAUGUACAGCUCCAGCGUCAUGGACACGGUAGCUCCCAUCUCCAUGGCCAGUGAUUAUUCGGCCUACGGAAUGCCCCUCAAGUCUAUUUGCUAUGGCGCGCAGAGUCUACCUGCCAUCCCCGUGCCAAUCAAGCCCACCCCUACUUCGAUGCCAGGGCUCUCGGCUCUGCCAACACAUAUUCCAGCUUUCUUAGCGAACUCUCCCCAGUCUCUCAGCCCCACGUCUCCUCAGACAGCUACCAGCCAAAGCAGCCCUGCCACGCCGAGCGAAACGCUCAUAAACCCGGCCUCUUCGGCCAUGCAGUCCGUGGUGUCGGUGCACUGACAUGACGUUAGCGGAUGGGACUUAUUUAAAAACUUCUGAAA
Molecule: messenger RNA, 1842 nt
Organism: Oncorhynchus kisutch (coho salmon)
Lineage: Eukaryota; Metazoa; Chordata; Actinopteri; Salmoniformes; Salmonidae
Product: forkhead box protein B1-like
Biological process (GO): regulation of transcription by RNA polymerase II; anatomical structure morphogenesis; cell differentiation
Molecular function (GO): DNA-binding transcription factor activity, RNA polymerase II-specific; RNA polymerase II cis-regulatory region sequence-specific DNA binding
Source: RefSeq, a predicted model, not a curated record